UGUUGGUGGUUUGUAGACGCCGCUCUGAAUGCCCGCCUUGCAGCCUUAGCCCCCUUUUAAAAAUAAACACACUUCAGGCCAGCCGCAUUUGAAGCCCGAUUGCAACAAGUCGAAAGUCCAAGUCAAACCCAUUUAAAGGGCAUCCCGGCGCUUUACCAGAGUCAGAGAGUUUAUUUUUUAUUUUUUGCUUCCAGCGCGUUCCAGACCGUCACCAAGCGAGUCUGAAGUUUUCUCAUUUUAAUGCAUUUGUUCCUCCAAGAAUCAGGGAUCGGGGCCGCCACAUUGCCGCUUGGACGGCCAUUCGGGCGCGCAACACUCGCUUUACGCACCAUGUAACUCAAGGCUAGACGGCGGCGGUGUGGGGCGCGCCAGAGACGGAAGGCCUGUGCGGCUUGCAGGGCGGGGAACAGGCGUGCUCUCUCUGGCUUGCAUCCCGCCUCCCUCCGCCGAGGAGCCUGGAAACCGGAGCAGGGGAGGUGCCCGAGCCGUCCCCAAAAGUUUGUGGUUGGUAGAAAGAGGAAGAGGGCAGAAGGGAGGGAGGAGAAUGUCAUGGAGAUCGGCGCUGGGAGAUUCCCUCGAGGAUGAUCUUGGCCGUCGGAGGGGGGCGCGGGAAGGGCCUUCUUCUCGCCAUUUGCAGUCGGUAGCGUAUUGCCCGGGGGGGGGGGCAGGAGAGAAGAAGAGAGCAUGUGGGGUGACUAGCCUGGAGAGGAGGGCGGAGGAGGUCAGCUGGGGUGGGGAGGAGGCGUCCUCCGGUCAGCCAAGAUCUAGAGCAAGGACUGACCCAGAACACUGUCGAAGAGGAAGGAUCUAGACUUGGACUUGGCGUGGGGCCCCCUUGGAAAGAUCCCGUGCUGGUGAGGGUUGCUGAAAAUGAUCCUUUGAGUGACGGGUGGCGAAUCCCUAAGAGGUCCAAGCAAUCGUGCAGGGCGACCUAAGAGUGAUCCCAUUGGUCAGGGAAUUAAGGGUGGAGUUGAUGAAGUCGUCGCCAUGGCUAUCUGAUUCCAGACCACUUUGGUUCAAUCAGGGGUGGGGUGGAGUGGGGGGACUUCCUUAGCUUCCAGGAGAUUAGGUGCAGCUGCUUUGGAGGAGGAGGGGGGGGGGAAGCAAGAUUUCAGCCAGCUGAGCAGCUUUGCCCUAAGAGUGGGCAACCCAGCCCCUCUGCUUCCUGUGACCCAGAGCAAUGGCGUGGUCCGGCUGUGCUCCCCUGGGCUGCUCACCUCGCUAUCGUUACCUGGACCUCUUCUUCACCCUGGUGGGCACCAUUGCGUUCCUGGCAGACAUUGGCGCCGAUGUGUGGAUGGCGGUCAGCUACAUACAGGCCGGGCACUACCACUGGGGUGGGCUGGUGCUUGGCCUGCUCGUCGUCUCCUCGCUGACCACGCAGUUGUUCAGCUGGGCCUGGUACCAGAGUGACCCCAAAGAACUGAGGCAAGCGCUGCCCACGAACCAGGCUCUGUUGGCGCUACACGUCCUGCAGCUUGGCUACCUGUACAGGUGCCACCAUGCCCUGAAGGUGGGGUACCACGUGUGCAGGAUGCAAGCGGCCCCCGAGGCCCAGAAGAGCUACGCCAUUUUCCUGUCCCAUGAUAUCAGCUUACUGCGCCUCUUCGAGACCUUCCUGGAAAGCGCUCCUCAGCUCACCCUCCUGCUCUACGUUAUGCUGUGCACGAACAAAGCCCAGCCAUUUCAGCUGCUCGGGAUUGGCACAUCUUUCUUAUGCAUCGCCUGGGCCCUCUUGGAUUAUCACCAGUCCCUGCGCUGCUUUCUGCAGGACAAGCACAAGCUGGACUUCCUUUCCUCGGCCAUCUACUUCCUGUGGAACUUCCUGUUGGUGUGCCCCCGCAUCCUGUCCCUUGCUCUCUUCACCGUGCUCUUCCCCAGUUACAUCUUCCUGCACUUCCUGGGUGUCUGGUGCACCAUGUUCCUCUGGGUGUCUCUGCAAGGCACGGACUUCAUGGAAGACUCUGCCUUUGAGUGGCUCUACCGGGCCGUGGUGGCCGUCAUCCUGUAUUUCUGCUGGUUCAACGUGGCCGAGGGGAGGACGCGCCACCGCUCCGCCAUCUAUUACACCUUCUUGAUACUGGACAGCAGCCUCCUUGCCACCUGGUGGCUCUGGUACAACACUCCCUUGAGCUGGGGCUCGGACGCCCACGUGCUGCAUGCGCUUUUGGCCGCCCUGCCGUGCUAUCUGCUCGGCGUUCUUUUGAGGGGCAUCUACUACAAACAGUUCCACCCCAGGAUGCAAGUCCCACCCUUGGCCAGCUACGACGAAGUGGACUAUAGGGUGAUACGGAGGCAAGGGGCUGCUUUCCACCGAGGGCUGGGCAUUGGCUCCAUCAGCCCUCGGAUGUAUGGACUCUCUCAGUGCUUCUUUGAUGGCGUGUCGAAGAACCAAGGAAACGUUGGGAAUGUGUGGGAGAGCCCGGCUACAACCAAGCCCCCUUGUGGGCAGGACGUACAAGUGUGAAGCACAUCGGGAAGCCCACUCCCCUGCAUACAUUAAAUCUGCCUUCAGGAGCAGCUUGUCAGGACAUGGCCAGGUGUGAGAUCUUGAUGUUUUAGACCAGGGAUUCUUAACGUCGGGCCUCCAGAUGUUAUUGGACUUCAACUCCCAUAAUCCCCAGCCCCAGUGGCUUUUGGCUGGGGAUUAUGGGAGUUGAAGUCCAAUAACAUCUGGGGGCCCAACGUUGAGAAUCCCUGCUUUAGGCCGGGCCUGCUCAACUUUAGCCCUCCUGCAGAUGUUGGCCUACAACUCCCAUAACCCCUGGUUAUUGGCCACUGUGGAUGGGGGUUAUGGGAGUUGUAGUCCAAAAGCAGCUGGGGGCGGGGGCAGAGUUGAGCAGGCUUGCUCUAGACCAGGGAUAGGCCACCUUCACUCUCCAGCUGUUCAACUACAACUGCCAUCAUCUCCAGCCAUGGGAGUUCAAUAGCAGCUGGAGAGCCAAGUUGGCCCACUCCUGCACUGGAAGCUGUUUGUGUGUGUUGAGCUUUUGUCCUCACAUGUAUGAUGGUUCUAACUGUCCCUUGAUUAAGUCAGUUGCCCUGUGAGAUUAUUUUCUCCAUCGCUCUUGAUGAGGGUCCUUCAGGUACAAUGGGCUAGUCACCUACAAUUCAAAACACUUAAUCCAUUCUUUCUAGCGCACCUUUUGAUCUCUCUCCUUGAUGUGUUUUCAUUGUCAUUGUCUUGUUUACUUGCUUCAGCCUUUAAUCUUUUCACCCACACUGUGUGUGGCCAAAUGACCAAUUUGUGAAUAGCCCCACCAGGAUUGAGUUAAGUUGCCCCACAAAUUCUAGGGCUGCUUUCACAGCCCUCUCUAGGGUCAGACCAGGGUCCUACCUACAUUUUGGGAGCUGUAUGAGCUCUUGAUAUAAGAUCAUCUGCAAGAGAGAAGCAAGGUAGGCGGUAUGGAGAGUGAUCAUCUGCAAAGCAUGUGCUGGGUAGGGGAGCUUUUCCCUGGUACAGCUGCUGGGUAGGAUAGAUCCCUCCUAUCCAGCACAAGCUCCUUCUACCUUGCUUUUCCUGUUUGCAGACAAUAGAAAACCAGGAGUGUGCCCAGUAUGUGAUCUUGGGUAGGAUGCUGGUCUAAUCCACCUUUCUUCAAGUGAUCUGCCUCUCCUUGUUCUGAGUAGUGGUCAAGAGGGUCUUCUAAACAAUCCUAUCUAGUAUGUAGCUCAACUCGGAAAAACAUUCAGUGUUCCCUCUGUGGCAAAAACAACUUCUGUGUUACAGUGUUCUUUGGUGGUUCAUGUGGCCAGGCUGGUUUGGGGGGUCCAAGGGUAAACCAGAUGCAAUACAGUAGACAUCUCUCUUGCUAUUAUACAUAUAUACACACACAUACUCACUCUCUCUCUGCACAGCUUCAGCCCUUCAGCCGUGGAUGGACUAAACUUCUGGCUCCCCUGUUGACUACUGGGGAUGAUGGGAGUUGUAGUCCAACCACAGGUAGAAGACUGAAGUUGUGCAGCCCUGCUGUUGAAGCUAUACGUUGAGUAGAGGAACAGAAGGGGCUGCUGAAGUUUCCCUUCUCUGGCUGCUGUGUGUGUGUGUACACACAGCUUCCCUUGAACUUGCAGCUUCCCACAGCUGCUAUUUUUAUUUUUUUUAAAGCAUGUCCAGAGCAGUGGGCCCUGUAACGGAUUCCCAGAUGUUGACUCCAACUCCCAGCAUUCUAAGCUGCAAUGGCCUUUUGGCUGGAGAUGCUGGGAGUUGCAGUCAGCAUCAUCUGGGAACUCCAUUCCAGGGGCCACCGGACCUGAGACUUUCACUUCUGCGAUGCAUCUAGUUUGGCCCUUAGUUUACCCUCUGAGUAGAAUGUUAAUUUAUUGAUGUUUAUGAAGGUUUAGGCACAAUUAAAGCAAUUCUGGUACUGCU
Molecule: messenger RNA, 4372 nt
Organism: Hemicordylus capensis (graceful crag lizard)
Lineage: Eukaryota; Metazoa; Chordata; Lepidosauria; Squamata; Cordylidae
Gene: XKR8
Product: XK related 8
Exons: 3
Coding region: 1181-2467 (428 amino acids)
Biological process (GO): apoptotic process involved in development; engulfment of apoptotic cell; phosphatidylserine exposure on apoptotic cell surface
Cellular component (GO): plasma membrane
Source: RefSeq, a predicted model, not a curated record